AGAAGAAGUCUGAGGAACAAAGCAAAGGGCUCCAUGUAUCUGGAUUGUCUUGGGUUAAACCUGGUUCUGUUUUACCCUUCAGUAAGGAGGAGAACUCUCUGCAGACUUAAUGAAAAUUGACUGCCUGGCCUACGUGUGGACUUAAUAAAUCUAUAAUUAUGGCAAUGACUGUAUGGAUAAGAGGCAAAAUCACGCACUCUCCCAUGAGUUAUUUUUAAUUUCUAGCAUGCAUUUGCUUUUUAACUUAAAGGUUCGUUUUGGGGAUUUUUUCUUUAUUUUUUCUUUUUAUAAGUUUCUUAUCCCUGGUUUGCUGAUGCAUCAUUUUCCUGGCUGAGACCUUCCAGGAAUCUAAAAAAUUAGUUACUGAGGAAUUGUGUUUCAAUCUUAUGGGGAUAUGUGGUGUACAGCACACUAUAGGUUGCAUGGACGGUUCUCAGCUUGAUGAUAUUGCUUUUUAUUUAAAGCAAAGGUAAAAUAUGUCUCACUAAACAGAACAUGGUCUUGUAUAUAGAGAAGGGAUGGGCUGUAACUUUUAUUUGGAAAGCUAAGCUCAGUAUAAACACUACAUUUAACAGGUCUGGAGUAUUUAACUUUUUAAAUUUGUUUAUUCAAUUUGUAAAUAAUGAUUAGAUUAUAAAUUUGUAAAUAUCUUGUUUGAUAACUCAAUAUCUAGCACUUUGCGGGCAUAGGGGAAGUUGUGUUUUUGAAACUGUGGUCUUAUGAUUUAAAUGCUACGAUCUGUAGGAUAAAUGUUCCUUUUUCUGAGAUAGCAGACAUUUUCUGUUAUCUGAAUGUUUUGCCAGAGGCACAUCAUCAGUCAUAAUGGGUAAACUAAACCGUUGUAUUCUGGAACUUUUUCCUUCAUGAUCCCUUGUCUUCAGAUUGUUUUUGGUUUACUUCAAUAAAGACAAAAUCUAGCAUUUUACAGCAUUACAUUGAUAUUAGACAACUCAUGAUUUUAUUUAUAUUUGGUUUUAUUUAUUAGUCUAUUAAUAUGCUAUCGCUCAUGUUAGCAUGCAUUUGUUGUACAGAUUUUAUCAAAUGCAUUCUGCUCACUAAUACUCCUAAAUAUUUGGUUACUAAGAAUUACUUUCAGUAUUAAAGGGAUACUAAACCUAAUUUUUUUUUCUUUUAUGGUAGAGCAGUCAAUUCUAAGCAACUUUCUAAUUUACUCCUAUUAUCAAUUUUUCUUUGUUCUCUUGGUAUCUUUAUUUGAAAAAGCAGGAUUGAAAGCUUAGAAGCCGGCUCAUUAUUCGUUCAGCACCCUGGAUAUCACUUGCUGAUUGGUGGCUAUUUAGGCACCAAUCAGCAAGCGCUAUCCUGCUUUUCAAAUAGAUACCAAGAGAACAAAUAAAAAUUAAUAGGAGUAAAUUAGAAAGUUGCUUAGAAUUGCCUGCUCUAUCUGAAUCAUAAAAGAGAAAAUGUGGGUUUAGUAUCCCUUUAACCUACAAUCAAUGUUUCAUAAUACUUAUAAGGGGACAUUUUUUAUUUAUUUGUAUUUAUUUUAAGACAAGUAUGGUGUCUUACUGCCCAUUAACAGAGCUGUGAGUAGCCCCCUUGUCAUAUAUAGUUUUUUUGUUUCUUUACAGUGAUCCACCUGUUUACUUUGAUUUUGAAGUACAAUCUGUAAACCGGUUUACAAUAAAAAAGUGUUAGCGUUUAA
This is a messenger RNA of Bombina bombina (fire-bellied toad), 1663 nucleotides long. RefSeq names its product AKT interacting protein (gene AKTIP). Lineage: Eukaryota; Metazoa; Chordata; Amphibia; Anura; Bombinatoridae. The record is from RefSeq and is a predicted model, not a curated record.